GAUCCUGAUCGCAGCCUGCCCGCGGGAAAUAACGACUCUGUGAUUUUACUUCUUGUAUGUGUUAAUUGAAAAAUUAUUUUUGACCGACACGGUUUGUCGUUUAAUUUGUAAUUCAUUUAAACUUGAACAUUAAUUUAGUUGAAGAGUCAAGAUUGCAGCACCAUUUUUUAAUAAACUGGUAAAGUGUGGUAUUUCUUAUCCUUUGUCCUUUCAACUCCUGUGAGUUUUUAGUAUGAACAUUUAAAAUUUAAAGGAUGACGUCAAUGUUGUGCACCUCCGGGGGUGGGGGUCGAUGUUCUAUCUGUUCAAAAUACUAUGUCGCCAAUACCAUACCGACAAAUUCUAAACCACCACCAUGUCUGCCACAACUCUGCACCCUUGUUGAAUUCAGCCUGGAUUUUUGUUGCCUUUGUGACCUCUGUCACCCAGAGGUGACUCGACUCCUCGACAUUAUCAAAGAGUUGGAGAAACUACAGAUGCAGUUGAAGAGAGGGGUUAAUUCGCUAAAGAGGAAGAAACAAGAGGAAGUUGUUGAUUUGGCUACACCAACCGACAUACCAACACCGACAACAACGCAUGAUCCUUUUCCCACUGUUAACCUCACGGCGAUACAACUACCUCCUCAAUUUUCGCAAAUUUCUCCGCCUCAAUUCACUUUCCAACUUGUCACCCCACCUCAACCACCUCCACCUGUUUUGACUUUUACUACAGGAAACUAUUACCUGGGAUCCGUCCCCUUUAUCCCAACCGCACCUCCACAACAAGAAUUUCAUCACGAAGAAGAAGAACAAAUCUCAAACAAUAAUAAUGACAUUUCUACUCAAAAUGACCAAGAACAAGGCGACGAUCCUGAUUAUUCGCCAGAUUAUUCUCCACCAGGAGAAGAUGAUGAUGACAUGAAUCGAGAAGAUAAUUCUCCAGCGUCCCCCAAACAAUCAACGAGAUACGCCACUCAUAACAGAAAAAAGUAUCCGAAAUGGUCCGCUGAAAAGAAAGCUGUCAUGCUCGCCAAGCGGAAAUGCGCUAAGGUCGAAAGCCUCGGCACGAUCGAGACCAACGAAGAUGGUCGCCACUAUUACGAAGGGUUUGAAAUACUAAAAGAUGGGGACUCUUAUUCUUGCGCGUCGUGUUCUUGGAACGAUUCCCUCCUUCAAGUUCGCGAGGGACAAAGUUGUCCCAAUUGGAGGAAAAUGAGAGCCAUCAAGCUCCACAUACGGGGAGUCCACAUGCUCAUGUACCAUUGUGAACCGUGCGAAAAGCAUUUUACGUCUGCAAAAGGUUUAGAACUUCACCGCAAGAACGGGACCUGCUCAUACCUGUCCAAAACUAAGCCAUUGGUUCCUUGCCAGAUCUGUGGAAAACCUGUCACUGAGCUCGAGGCUCAUCUUUGGACGCAUAAGAAUGCAGAUGAACAGAAGGCGGCCAAUUCCAGUAGAAAUUUUUACGAGUGCUACAAAUGUGGCAAGAGUUUUUCACAACGUAGCAACAUGCUAACGCAUCGCGGCGGUUGCAAAGGGACACUGGAACCAGUAGAUGAAGAACCGAAAAUGCCAAAGGUUAAGAAGAAUGAUACACGCUAUCAGAAAACACCUUGUCCCAUCUGCGGCCGACCCUGCGCGUCGAUUUACCUCCCAUGUCACGUUUGGUCGCAUAAGAGCUCUGCAGAAAAAGAAACCGCUCUUAAAUUUGGACAAGCACCCAAGCUUCGGGUCAAAGAAGAACUCCCCUUGCCCAAAUUGGAGUGCCCGAUAUGUGCCAAGUUUGUCUGGAAGCCGUACCUCCGUCGACACAUGGAUACCCACAAAAGUCCCGAGGAUCGAGCCAUAAUUCCGUGUCCGAGGGAGGGGUGUUCCUACACUGCUACAUAUAUCGGGUUACUCACCCAGCAUAUUCAGAGGGUGCAUGACAAAGAUAGGAUAAUGAAACACAUUUGUCCUGUUUCAGGGUGCACCCGGAAGUUCCUCACCAAGAAACAACUCACCGCUCACAACGCUAACGCUCACCACCCCGAACUUAAAAAAUUCCGCUGUACGAUUUGCGCUUCUAGUUUCCUCCGGCAACUACAAUAUGAGCAUCAUAUGAAGAAUCACCCGCCAAAAGUGGAAUUUACCUUCCUCUGCGCCCAAUGCCCACGCAAAUUUCAUCUUGAAUCCAGCCUAAAAACGCAUAACGUAGUGCAACAUGGCGAGCCGAGUAAAUGGCGGGAUAAGAACAAUAAGAAGAAGAAACUUAAGGUUCCACGUGUCCCGAAAAUCAAGAAACCGAAACCAGAGAAAAAACCAAAACCGGAGAAAAAACCAAAACCUGGAAAGAAGCAGCCAAAGCCAAAAGUUUCGUCCAUUAAGCGAACGACACCUGUCAAGAGACCUAGGGAAACCAUAAAAAUAACGAAUUUGGAUAACUCUGAGAAGGAAAAAAACAUUAAAAUUGUACAAGUUCGUGGCAACGUGACCUUAGCACCACCAAAUAGUCCCCUUGCUUCGACCAUUAAACCUGCCGGACGGAAAAUGGGAGAGGUGAAAGUUACCGAUAUGGGUCCUCCGUUCUUAAAACUACAACCAAUCCAUACCACACCCUCUGACAAAAAAUCCUCUGGUGGUGGCGUAGUUGUCAAAGUUCAGGAUAAUAGUGCUCCGUUUCUCGUCCUGCGACACCUCCCUCACCAGUUGCUGGGUGGGAAUAGACUGCGUGUAAUUUCGGAUCAAGUAGUCAGCCUGGUUACUACUUCGGGAGGCUUUGAGAUUGUUACGUUGCCUGAAUAAUAGUAAAAUAUGAAUGCUAUGAUUUACGAUACAUCAAUGGAAGAUGGCAAAAAUUAAAAAUAAAAUUUAAAUAUGAUUAAAUUAUCAAGUAUUUAAGACUCUUAAA
This is a messenger RNA of Folsomia candida, 2868 nucleotides long. RefSeq names its product zinc finger protein 431. Gene Ontology annotation, cellular component: chromosome. Gene Ontology annotation, molecular function: chromatin insulator sequence binding. The coding region runs from base 255 to 2762 and encodes 835 amino acids. The transcript is spliced from 9 exons. The record is from RefSeq and is a predicted model, not a curated record. Lineage: Eukaryota; Metazoa; Arthropoda; Collembola; Entomobryomorpha; Isotomidae. Gene Ontology annotation, biological process: regulation of transcription by RNA polymerase II.